This is a messenger RNA of Dentiscutata erythropus, 435 nucleotides long. The record is from the annotation of a GenBank genome assembly. Lineage: Eukaryota; Fungi; Glomeromycota; Glomeromycetes; Diversisporales; Gigasporaceae.
AUGAAAUUAUGCGUGCGAAUGAAAACCUGCGAAGAAUUUAGAAAAAAUCUUCAUGACAUUAUAAUUAAACAAAUAUCUCGAAAUAAUGAGCCUGAAGAGGCAUAUAAAUGUGUUAAUACUUUAAAUAAAGUCGUAGGAAAUAUCAUCGAAUCGCCAUAUGAUGAAGCAAAACGCCAACUUAAAGAAAAUAAUAAGAUCGUGAAAUCCACCAUACGUGAAUCCUCACAAAUGAUGAAACAAUUGGAAAAAUUGGAAAUUGCAUUAGAAGAAUUUUUGAGAAAAUUCAAAGAACGUGCAAGAAUGAAGGAAAAAAUAGCUGAGGAAUCUCGAAAGGAAAUCGUCAAUGAUUUUAACAAUAAUAUUUUUAUCUUAAAUAUCGAAAUUAGUAAACAAAUAUUUAUUAUAGUCAAUAAUUCUAACUCAGCAACAAGGUGA